Messenger RNA from Vicugna pacos (alpaca), 2718 nucleotides. The record is from RefSeq and is a predicted model, not a curated record. NCBI's taxonomy places the organism in Eukaryota, Metazoa, Chordata, Mammalia, Artiodactyla, Camelidae.
AUGGUUCAUCAGCGACCGCAACACUUUUCUUAUGAGAGAAUAAUUGACCCAUUUACGGUCUUGUUUCAGCUUGUUGCAGAUCCUUGCGCCAGCAACCCGUGUCACCAUGGCAACUGCAGCAGCAGCAGCAGCCGCAGCGAUGGCUACCUCUGCAUUUGCAACGAAGGCUAUGAAGGUCCAAACUGUGAACAGACACCUGCCAGUGUCCCAGCCUCUGGCUGGACAGAGUCCAUGGCACCCAGACAGCUUCAGCCUGUCCCGGCUACCCAGGAACCUGACAUAAUUCUGCCCAGCUCUCAGGCAACUGUCACUCUGCCCACGUGGCAGCCGAAAACAGGGCAGAAAGUUGUCGAAAUGAAAUGGGAUCAAGUGGAGGUGACUCCAGAUAUCGCCUGUGGUAAUGCCAGUUCUAACAGCUCUGCAGGUGGCCGUCUGGUGACCUUUGAAGUGCCGCAGAACACCUCAGUCAAAAUUCGGCAAGAUGCCGCAGCCUCGCUGAUUUUGCUGUGGAAGGUCACGACCACGGGGUUUCAGCAGUGCUCCCUCAUUGAUGGCCGCAGCGUGACCCUCCUCCAGGCCCCCGGGGGCCUCGUCCUCUUGGAGGAGAUGCUCGCCUUGGGGCACAAUCACUUCAUCGGUUUUGUGAAUGACUCUGUUACUAAAUCUAUUGUGGCUUUGCGCUUAACUCUGGUGGUGAAGGCCAGCACCUGUGUGCGGGGGGACGGCCAUGCAAGUGACUUGGAGUGUUCUGGAAAAGGAAGAUGCACCACGAAGCCAUCAGAGGCAACGUUUUCCUGUGACUGUGAUGAACAGUAUGUGGGUACUUACUGUGAAGAAUUUGACGCCUGCCAGAGGAGACCCUGCCUGAACAACGCAAGCUGCGUUGAUGCGAUCGAAAAGCAAGACGGGAGAAACUUCACCUGCGUCUGCCUCGCGGGUUAUACUGGAGAGCUCUGCCAAUCCAAGAUUGACUACUGUAUCCUAGACCCAUGCAGAAACGGAGCAACGUGCAUUUCUAAUCUCAGCGGAUUCACCUGCCAGUGUCCUGAAGGCUACCAUGGCCUCUACUGCGAGGAGGAAUACAACGAGUGCCUCUCCACCCCGUGCCUGAACGCUGCCACCUGCAGGGACCUCGUCAAUGGCUACGAGUGCGUGUGCCUGGCGGAGUACAAAGGAAUCCACUGUGAAGCCUACAAGGACCCCUGCGCUAACGUCAGCUGUCUGAACGGAGGCACGUGUGACAGUGACGGCCUCAAUGGCACGUGUGUCUGCACACCAGGAUUUACAGGUGAAGAGUGUGACAUUGAUAUAAAUGAGUGUGACAGUAACCCCUGCCAUCACGCGGGUACCUGCCUGGACCAGCCCAAUGGUUAUACCUGCCACUGCCCCCAUGGCUGGGUGGGAGCAAACUGUGAAAUCCACCUGCAGUGGAAGUCCGGGCACAUGGCCGAGAGUCUCAGCAACAUGCCCCGGCACUCCCUCUACAUCAUCAUCGGCGCCCUCUGCGUGGCCUUCAUCCUGAUGCUGAUCAUCCUGAUUGUGGGGAUUUGCCGAAUCAGCCGCAUCGAGUACCAGGGCUCCUCCAGGCCGGCCUACGAGGAGUUCUACAACUGUCGCAGCAUUGACAGCGAAUUCAGCAACGCCAUCGCCUCCAUCCGGCAUGCCAGGUUUGGGAAGAAAUCCCGGCCUGCGAUGUACGAUGUGACUCCCAUCGCCUACGAGGAUUACAGCCCUGACGACAAACCCUUGGUCACACUGAUCAAAACAAAGGAUUUGUAAUCUUUUCUCGGGAUUAUUUUUCAAAAAGAUGGGCUACGACACUCAUUUAAAUAUUUUUAAGAAAAUAAAAAGCUUAAGAAAUUUAAAACGGUAGCUGCUCAAGAGUUUUCGGUAGACUGUUUAAGAACUAAUUUUCUGCAGCUUUUAGUUUGAAAGGAAAUAUUUUAAAAAAGGAAUUUGUGAAACCCAUAGACUACGUGUUAAUGUACGUCCAGCGCUCUAAGCUGUGUGCUUGGACUAGCGUGUGCGCUUCCCGUGGUAGACCCGAUCAGGGAUCCCAGACUGACUCUGCGGUUGUUACAGGGUCAGUCUCAUCCAGGAGAAGCUUCUAUUUGACGUGUGAGUGCCAGCUUUCUGAGUAGAGUUAGGAAACCCAUGUAGAGUAUGAACCAUAAUACCGUAUACCCGUAACUUAAAGAGAAGCCCGAAAUGUUUGUUCUGUGAAAAAGAAACUAGUUCAAUUUAUUAUUCUUAACCCGAAUGAAAUUAGCCUUUGCCUUAUCCUGUGCAUGGGUAAGUCACUCAUUUCUGCACUGGUUUGUUGAACCUUGCAGAAACCGGAAACAUUCUUUUGAGUCUGUGUGUUUUUGUUUUGUUUUGUUUUGUUGUCAUUUCCGUAACGGUUGUGAAGCGAGGCCUUGAAAACAUACCUGAGGAAAGGGCCUCGUGAGGCAAAUGAUGAUCACAUGGAAUCUGUACUUUCUUUCACCGGUCAAGGUUUCUAUAUUGUGAGUAAAUUAAAUUCGCGUUGAAGUGGUUCCUUGCUAAGAGGUAGGAAACGUUAAGAACGUGCUGGUUCCCUCUGUAGUGAGUACUUCUCAUAGUGCAUCUUUAUUUAUAUCCAGGACAUUUUUGUGGCUGUACUUGGUUGAUAUGUGCCGCUUCUGAUUCUUGCUAAUUCCAAGAGUAUUGAAUAAAUAUUACCAAGUCAAGGAUGUA